UGCACGAUUUUAAAUCUGUGCUCUUACCUGUGUGGAUACGUCACAUGCCAGUCAACAGACAUGCUAUGUGUCUCUGUGCAGCCGUCUGCCAUAACAAGGCAAAAUUAUUAAAGCUCCAUUCAGCCGCGUCGAAAAAAUAUUCGCUUCCCCUUGUAACACGUCUAGAGACAUAUUCCAGGAAUAUCUGUGACAACAAAGCCGUUCUUCCUCAUGCAGUAGCGGACUUUGAACACAUUUAUUGGCAUGUGUCUGUUUAGAAAACUCAGAGAGGGGUGUGUACUCCCUUGGUCGAGAAUCUUGGGCAAAGCAGUUUAGCUUGGGAAAAUGGCGACACGAUGCAUGUUGGUACAGUUCCUAGUGUGUGUGUGUGCGUGUGUGUGUGUGUGCGUGUGUGUGUGUGUGCGUGUUCUUGUGCAACCUGCUUGUCAUGUGUUCUUGGAGUCGCUUACUGCAAGGGUGUGUACAGUGUCCAAACAUGACUUCAUUGGAAACAAGCCCCUGUGCAGGCGUCCAAAUUUAAGAGUGUGGCAGAACCAGUCAAGGCAUGGCUGCAGCAGAGAGGCCCAGCGAGGAGAACAUUUAUCAGGGAAGCAGCCAAGAGAUCUAUGGUAACUCUGGAAGAGUAGCAGAUGUCCACAGCUCAGGUCUGUUGGAUUAGAAGAAACAAUAAGUGGAGUUCCCAGGCCUGUGCAAUAACCAGAACGCAGGCGUUGGCAUAAUCCCCAAGGGAGGUGACGGGAUGAAGCGAAUGGCAGCUGUCCCAUAUGGAGCAGCAGGUGAAGCUAUAAUGUACCCGUCCAUGAGAGAGGAAGGAUAUUGUUGCCCGCACUUAGAAUCUGAACGGUGUGUCUUCAGGUGAAACAUCAGAGGCUUUAUGACUCAGUGACGUGUGUGGAGAGAUGAUAAGGGCUGGCUUUCAGAAACCAAAGUUGGACUUUGUUUCCUGUGUCAGUUUGAGUCCCACCUGUUAGUCCAGGAAAUGCAGGUCUGAUCAGCAGCGCCGUCCACGGCAGGAACCGUCACGCAAGUGACAACACUACAAUGACUGCUUCCUGGAAAAUAAGCUUUGGCCUCAUGUCCAUUUGUUUACUACAAUGCAGAGUGGCGUCGCAGAAGGUCCAACUGGAGCCUCUGAACUCAACGGUGCUGCGAGAUUCUGACGUCCAGUUUAUCGCCACCAUUCAGGGAGACUGGGAGGUCACAAACUGGGGUGUCGGAGGCAUUCAAGUCCUCACAAUUGUCAACUCAACAAAUAGCAUAAUCCCCUCGUUGGACAGAUUUUCUGCUAGAUUCUGCGUCAACACCAACAGAAAUUGUUUGGAGUUUACCAUCCAUAAUGUCUCCCGCGCUGAUGCUGGGGAAGUUGUGUGUAAUGUACAAGGUCAUCAACCAGUGACAGCCCAGCUUUAUGUACAAGAGAGUGGAACAGUCAGCAUCCUGGGCGGGAACGUGACGGUGGCGCAGGGCGGGGAGGUGGAGUUGGAGUGCGUAACGACUGCUUGGUUCCCGGCUCCGACCGUCAGCUGGACCCAAAAUGGUCAGGCUGUGAACAGCAGCCUCUACAACACCACCAGCACACCUGCUGGGGAUUCCUUCAACUCCACCAGCACUGUCCGGCUCACGGCCAGCAGGAACGCGAGAGUGGAGUGUUUGGCUUUUCUCUCAGCGCUCACCGCUCCACGGUCCAGCUCCGUCUACAUCGAGAUUGUUCCCAAACCUCCAGACUGGACAGUGCUGAUAGCCGUAGUCGUGUCGUUUGGAAGUUGUGGUUUGUUGGUUUUUCUCAUCCUCGGAAUCGUCAUCUGCUACAAACACAGGAAAGAAAAAAAACAAAAUUACCAAGAUGAAAUGAGGAGAGAGAGAACACACAGUCAGCUAAGUGUCAUCAGCACAGCCGAACAGGUGAGGGGACAGGCAAACGAAUACUACGAGCCGGAGAACCAGAGGAACGACACAGACGACUGGACCGAGUCCGGCUUCCUGAAACACAGACAUAUGACCUUCGUGUGACGACACACAGAGACGGAGAGCUAUACGGACUUUUGGCAGGCUUUGUCCAAAGUCUGGAGAGAUCAUUUGCAACGCUGAUAAAAAAAAAAAAUAAAAAUUGUUAAAAUGUUAAUAAAGGAGCAAAUUUGUGAUGACUUCCUGAAAGCGGAGUGUCAGAAUGAGCAGAAGUUUUUAAGGAGACAGAGGACCAAUUUCAAGGCAUUCAAUUACGAAGUCAAAUUUCUUUUAAGCCAUAUUUGAAACAUGUUGCAUUUUUAUGACAGCUGCAGGUAACAUACAUAGUUGAUUGUGCUAUAAAAGGCUAUAAAAACACACAAUGCUGAAGAAAUCCUGAGAGUGGUGGAAGACUUC
This is a messenger RNA of Poecilia latipinna (sailfin molly), 2361 nucleotides long. It is a transcript of the gene igsf5a, whose product is annotated as immunoglobulin superfamily, member 5a. The coding region runs from base 1042 to 2010 and encodes 322 amino acids. Lineage: Eukaryota; Metazoa; Chordata; Actinopteri; Cyprinodontiformes; Poeciliidae. The record is from RefSeq and is a predicted model, not a curated record. The transcript is spliced from 11 exons.